Messenger RNA from Oncorhynchus tshawytscha (Chinook salmon), 3421 nucleotides. Its product is annotated as arginine vasopressin-induced protein 1. Bases 1690 to 2277 code for a protein of 195 amino acids. The transcript is spliced from 4 exons. NCBI's taxonomy places the organism in Eukaryota, Metazoa, Chordata, Actinopteri, Salmoniformes, Salmonidae. The record is from RefSeq and is a predicted model, not a curated record.
CCGCUUUCAUUGGUGUAUAGACCCCAAACUACUACUCCACAUCAACGACGAGUGGACAGAGCAACAUAUAAAUCAAAGGUAUUUGUUAGCCAUAUUGACGAAAUAACCUUAGCAUAGCACAAAAGGAUUUAGAGGAAUUUCUCUUGGGAAAAGCAUCAGAACGAAAGUCGCUAUCAUCUUGGUCGCCGGGUAAGAACGUGUUUAGGCUAGUCUUUUAUUCGGCUUUCAUGCAUGAGACUUGACCUAUAUUGUGUAGAGUACUAAUAUUAUAAUUAAUUUGUUUGGAUGCACCGUAGCUCUGACCUUGUACUUUUUUUUAAUUUUUUACAGAAAAUAAGUCCAAAUAUUUAUUUUGACGCCAACUAACAAAAUAGAAAUCGUUAUUGUCGGCCCUUAUUGCCUCACUGGAUAGGCUAAUUGGCUUUGAAUGUCACAUCUGCACGCCAACGAAAAGUGCGUGUGUCUGCUUUGCCUAAACAUACCGUUCCAUGGGGUAGAAAUUGUAACAAACGUUAACCCCAUACAUUUGAAAUGUGUCAGUUAUCUCGACAGUCUUAGGUUUAUGUACUCUUGUGUAUUUCUGUUUUUGUAUUUGCUUUUUUGUUCAUUGAAGGUUUACCCCAUGGAUAUUCAAUCUGAAGGACAUCUGCCUAAAAAAAGGCUAUACAAGCCAGAAUGUUUACUAAAAUUAUUUACACUAACUACAGGUUGUUUGUCCUUGAUGGUAGGAGGUGGAGAUAAGUGUUUACCUGACUGGUUGCAGCGCAAGUAGGUUCAGUCCCUCUUAUUUUCAAUCUCCUAACACAUUGUAGUGGACUGAAGCAUGUUCCCUCAUAAUCAACUGGAAGUGUUUGUGAAAUUUGCCAGCUGAUUGAGUGGGACAACAUUCUGUUUGGUUCGGUUAGGCUCGCCCAUAUUGUGCAAGUGUUUGUCAUGUGUUAAAAGGUCGUGCUUCUACACCUGCAUUGCUUGCUGUUUGGGGUUUUAGGCUGGGUUUCUGUACAGCACUUUGAGAUAUCAGCUGAUGUACGAAGGGCUAUAUAAAUAAAUUUGAUUUGAUUUUUUAAUGCAAUUACUUAAGUUAAAGGCCUUUGAAUUACAUUAUUGAUGUGAGUCAUCUUCGGUGCAUAAUAUUUUAGUGGCUUUCUGAGUGAGAGAACUUAAAAUUGGGAAAUGUAUUGUGCAUGCAUUCCAAGUGGAAUUCUAGUGUGACUAUUGGAGCAGAGCCCUUAUUUCCUCCAGUACAGUUGAUCUAGUGACACAGCCAGGUAGCUACUCUGCUAAUACCAUUACAGUUCCUCAUGUGACCAAGCAGACUUAGUUACUAGGUGGACUGGUUCUUACCAGAGUUAUUGUAUAGCUAGAUUGAUUAUUACCAUCUGCAGUGUAAUGGGCUUUCAAGCAAGACCGAUUAAGUUCCCCUCUGCUCUGUCAAGCAGGAUUAAAUAAUCAAGGAAUGGUAGAGACUGGCAGGAGCUUGCCUUGCAUCCUACAGUGUGCCCUCACACAAGGCCAGGAGUUUUUCCUAAACCAUAACCUGGCCAGGAAAAAAUAAGAACCUGGAGUUUCCCUUGGCCAGGACAUGCUUCAGUCACACCAUCCCAAGUCUGUAACUAGCACAAUCAUUCCUCUGAGAAGGCCCAUCUCGCGGCAUCGCCUACCGCCCUUGCAGCCUCUCACUUGGGGAGGAUGGAUGCGGAGGCAGCCUCUCCGUCUCUCUCCUCCACGGUGGCAGGGCCCUCCACACUGUGGCGUCUCGCUGAGCGGAGGAGUAGGAAGGCUGGCUCAGGGAACAUCUUUGGCGGAGUGAACCUGCGUCAGCUGCAGAGGCUGUUCACAGCAGCUGGGGACCAGGAUGCAGAGCAGAGGGCUGAGCUGGUGUGGGGCCACGGGGACGAGGCUGAGCUGGCCCAGGCCCUGAUAGGACUGAGGGCGAGGGGCCGACGGAGAGGACUCAGGGUGGAGGGGCGAGGCACACUGGGGUCGCGCUGGCUCCGGGCGUUUACUCAUCUGAGGAUUGGUAAGAGUUCAGAGAGUAGCCAGCAGAGCAAAGAGCAGUCAUCAGACAACAAGACUGAGGCAAGAGCAAAACACAGCAGCCCAGAUACACAGCCACUGACUCAUAAGGGCCCCAGAGGUGCUACAGGAGUCAGAGAGGACCUAACUGAGGGCCAAGGGCCUGCAGGGGCCUCUGAGAGACCAGUCAGACCAGGAGCUCUACUGAAGAAAGGAGGGGAGAGCGACCCGGAGAGGUACCUCCACCGCAUCCUUCACUGAUGGACACAGAGGACUAGGAUGACUUUGUUGCCCCUAGAUCCCUUCCCCCACUAAUCAUUCAUGUGUGUAUUAGGUGAUGGCAAACUGAUCCUAGAUCCGUGGUUGGGGACAACUUCUACGUGGAGUAAUGACCAACCCUAGUUCAGAGAGUGACAAAGUCAAAGAUACUAUAUAUUUUUACCUCUGUCCAACCAAGAUCAGAUGAAUGAAGAACAAACUGGAUCUACAAGAUGGGGAACACUUUGAUAUGAUAUUCUAACAUUUCAUUCUCUCUCAGGAACUGGCUUAUCUGUUCUUCUGUUUGUCUCGUGUCUCUUAAGAGCAUCACGUAUUAGACCUUGGAUUCCUACAAAGGAUUAAGGAAAAAGGUUUAGACUGUGUGGGAUAUAGUAGAGCACCUCGAGAGCUCAAUUCCACCUGGACUUGUUUUUGAAGUAAGUAUUUUGGUCAUUUGAUUCUCCAAAUUAGACAAAUGUGCCAAGGUGCAUCCUAAAAAGAAAGGAAAUUAAGUUGAUGUCAACCGGAAAGGAGAUAUUUUGAAGAAGUCAACAUUUUGACCAGGGUUGCGGAACUCAUUCCAUACAGGGACAAGUGUCUGCUGGUAUCGUUAUUUCCUUUUCAAUGUGUAAAAACGGAAACAACGGGUUCAAACUUUAGAACCCAGUUCCUACAUUUGAAUAUAGAAAUUGAUUUUAUCAAACAAAACUAUGCUACAUUUUAUCUCUUGGACACUCAGGAUGACAAACCAGAGCAAGAUUACUGAAUGUAAAUACAUUCACCUCUGAAGGUAAAUAAUGUAUCAAACCAAGUGCUGUGCUGAAAGUUGGAUGUUACUUAAGUCAUUCUAGUCAGAUUAGCGCACGUUAGCAACAACCGUCCCAGUAUAAGGACACCGAUCUCAGAGGUUAAAGGGCCAGAUGCACAAUUAAAGGGCAACUACACUCAAAUCAAUUUGUUAGUUUCCUUCCAGAAUUUAUGCUAUUCUGAUGUGAUUUAAGCAUUGACAUGGACUCAGAACAUCCAAUUUUGAUGUUUCUCUAAAACAAUUUAAUUGUGAGAUUCAAAACAGGAAAAAUAAAACAAUUUGAGGGGGGGGGAUUUGUUUUUGGACCCCCACCCCUUAGUUGUUUUAUUAACCAUUCUU